Messenger RNA from Vigna umbellata (rice bean), 1936 nucleotides. Lineage: Eukaryota; Viridiplantae; Streptophyta; Magnoliopsida; Fabales; Fabaceae. The record is from RefSeq and is a predicted model, not a curated record.
AUCAACUUGAGUUAUUUUUUGAUUUCAAAAUUUUAAAUGAGUAAACCCUUCUUUUGUUUUCCCUCUCGUUGAAAAAGUUUCUUUCUUUCUCCCUCUCACCAACGUUCAGUCUCGCUCUCCAUUGCAAUGGGCGUGAAGAACUUGUGGGACGUGUUGGAAUCGUGCAAGAAAAGGGUUCCCCUUCACCAUCUACAGAACAAGAGGGUGUGCGUGGACCUCUCGUGCUGGAUGGUGCAGCUUCACAGCGUGAGCAAGUCCCACGCUUGCGUAAAGGAGAAAGUGUAUCUUAAAGGGCUCUUUCACCGACUCAGAGCACUCAUUGCGCUCAAUUGCAGCCUCGUCUUCGUCACAGAUGGAUCAAUUCCUGCCAUAAAAUUAUCAACCUAUAGGCGUCGUUUAAAUGUUGGAAAGGAGGUAGCACUAAACGAAACAAAGCUACAGAAAGUGACUUCGUUACAGAGAAACAUGGGGUCUGAGUUUUCUUGCAUGAUUAGAGAGGCUAAAAUGUUGGGGAUGGCUCUUGGAAUUUCUUGUUUGAAUGGGAUUGAAGAAGCUGAAGCUCAAUGUGCUUUGUUGAAUUUUGAAUCAUUAUGUGAUGGAUGUUUUAGUCUAGAUUCAGACAUAUUCCUUUUUGGUGCAAGGACAGUGUAUAGGGAUAUCUGCCUUGGAGACGGUGGGUAUGUUGUUUGUUAUGAGAUGACAGAUAUCGAAAGAAAACUUGGACUUGGAAGGGACUCAUUGAUUGCUCUCUCCUUGCUUCUUGGCAGUGAUUACUAUCAAGGAGUUCAUGGUCUGGGUCCAGAGUCGGCUUGUCAGAUAGUCAAAUCAAUUGGGGACAAAAAUGUUCUUCAAAAAAUUGCUUCUGAAGGACUUGGAUGGGUGAAGAAAAGAAGAGGAGGCAGGAACGAUUUUGGGCUGGAUGAUAACAUUUUAGAAGUAAUUAAUGCUUAUAUGAAGCCAAAAUGUCACUCAGCUGAUUCAGAUAUUGUGCUCAAGGCUUUUGCUCAAUAUACGUUUCAACGUACUAAACUCCAGCAGCUAUGUGCUGAAUUCUUUCUGUGGCCUUCGGAGAAAACAGAUGGGUAUAUACUUCCAAGUAUAGCUGAAAGAGAUUUACGACGAUUUGCCAAUUUGCGUUUAACUUCAUCUAAAGUUGGACUGGACCUUCCUUUACAUGAGAUCCCUGUAAAGUGUCCUGUCUCAGAAAUCAUCAAGAGCAGAAGAGUGCAUGGGAGAGAAUGCUAUGAGGUUUCUUGGGAAGGAAUGGAUGGACUAGAAACUUCAAUAGUCCCUGCAGAUCUUAUAGAAAGUGCCUGCCGUGAGAAGAUUUUGGAGUUUGAGGAAAGAAAAGCUCAACGGAAGAAACAAAAUAAUCAGAAAAGAAGACCAAAGAAAAAGGAAACUAAUUCAUCUCUUGCUGAGCUUGAUCUAAAGCUUCAGAAUUUGUUGCUUGAUAAUAGUUUGAGAGAUCAAGACAACUUCAAUGCCUGUGAUUCUUCAGAAAGGGUAUCAAGGAUUGCAACUCCUAUGGCUGAUGAAGCUGAUCUUAAUACAGAAGACUUGUUGCAUCUAUCACAUGACAUAGAACACACUGGGUUGAUUCAGAAUACUAGCAACUUAUAUAUUACCAAUAAGGAAGUUUCCACUACAGGUAAAAAUGAGAUCAUAGAUCUUCUGAGCCCUUCCCCACCUAAAAAAAUCAUUUCUCUCUCAAAAUCUCUGCAACCAAGUGACCAAAAUAUCGAAGUGAUUAAUUUGAGUGAUUCAGAAAAUGACAUGUCUGUUGAACACAAGCAGAAAACCAAGGAACUGAGAUUGUUCUUAGCUAGUAUUAGGAAUGAAAUUCAUUGAAUAGCAACGUAGAUGUAACAUAAAAGUACGUUUUGUCAGUGUUGUUGACAAGAAGAGCAAUAAUAGUUUAUAAGUUCAGUUAUCA